Messenger RNA from Culex quinquefasciatus (southern house mosquito), 684 nucleotides. RefSeq lists its product as uncharacterized. Bases 1 to 684 code for a protein of 227 amino acids. The record is from RefSeq and is a predicted model, not a curated record. The transcript has 3 exons. NCBI's taxonomy places the organism in Eukaryota, Metazoa, Arthropoda, Insecta, Diptera, Culicidae.
AUGUCAUUGGCGCGCAACCAAUCCGGCUACAGAAAGCGCUACGGAACAACAACUGCUCUGGCAAAGGUCACCCACGACAUCUACGGCAACCUGGAUGCCGGACGCUGUACCGUCAUGGUGCUGGUGGAUUUUUCGCUGGCCUUUAACUGCGUGGAUCAUCAGCUGUUAGCCACGAAGCUCAACCGAGAGUUCCGGUUCUCCAGACCUGCUUGUGAGCUGGUUUCGUCGUUCCUGGGAGAGAGAAAGCAAUCGGUCCGUCUGUACAUCAACAGCCUACCUGCCUCUCUGAAGUGCAACUACCAGCUCUACGCAGACGACCUUCAAAUCUAUGUUUCUGGAGAAAUCGACGAAGUAGACAGACUGAUCGGAACCAUCAACAUGGACCUCGAGGCAAUCACGCACUGGGCUACUGAGAAUCGACUGCACCCAAACCCGAAAAAAACCCAGGCCAUCGUCUUCAGUAGAUCUGGUAGAGUUGUGCCGCAAUCGGAUAUCGUCUUCAAGGGUGAAGUUGUGCCUGUCGCAGAGAAGGUUACGAACCUGGGACUGGAGAUGGACAGCGCCAUGUCGUGGACGCACCAAGUGAACAGUGUCGUCCAAAGGCCUACAACACUCUGCGGACCUUCCGACGAUUCUCUGGAGUCCUCACUGGUGCCACAAAGCGGAAGCUGGUUCAGGCAGUAA